AUGGCUAACUCAAAGUUCUCACUCACGACUUUCUCUUCUCAAGGUAAACUUACUCAAAUUGAGUACGCCCUCGUCGCAGUUGAGCACGGUGACACUUGUCUUGGUAUCAAAGCUCGCGAUGGGGUGGUUUUGGCAACUGAGAAAAAAUUUAACUCAAUUCUUGUCGACGAAACAAGCGUAUCCAAAGCAGCAGUCAUCAGUGACCAUAUAGGAGCAAGCUAUGCAGGAAUUACAGCUGAUUUCAGAGUUCUUAUGCAGAAAGCCAGGAAAUAUGCAAUUAGUUAUAAAAGCACAUAUCACGAACCUGUCCCAAGCUCACAACUCUGUCAAGAACUCUCUACAGUGGUGCAAGAAUUCACGCAGUCUGGAGGAGUCAGACCUUUUGGAGUCUCAAUUUUGCUUGCCAGCUUUGACCAUGAAGGGCCGCAUCUUUAUCAGGUGGACCCUUCUGGAGCUUAUUUUAGCUGGAAAGCAGCCGCGAUAGGGAAAAACAUGACAAAUGCGAAGUCGUUUUUGGAAAGAAGGUAUAAUGAGGAGCAAGGACUUGAGGACGCAAUACAUACAGCACUUAUGACACUGAAGGAAGGGUUUGAAGGAGAAAUGAACGAGCAUAAUAUAGAGCUCGCUGUGGUAGGAGCUGAUAAGUUGUUCAGAGUGCUCACUCCUAAUGAGACAAGAGACUAUUUGAGUGAAAUUCAGUAG
Molecule: messenger RNA, 702 nt
Organism: Blepharisma stoltei
Lineage: Eukaryota; Ciliophora; Heterotrichea; Heterotrichida; Blepharismidae
Source: the annotation of a GenBank genome assembly